AACACGUCAUAGAACACACCUCCACAUCAGCUUACGGCUAAAAUUAUUGACUGAAAGUCUUGCCAUACUAAUGCGUCGCCCCUAGCUGGUUAGGCCACACUCUUGUACACGAGGCCGGCAGACGGCUGGCUGGUUGACCCACUCGCCACUGCCCGGACUGACACAACAAUGGAGAACAACAAUGACGACGUGCGGAGCAGGGCAUUUUCACUCUGCAAGGAGUACUUGCAUGGUUCCUGGAACACCAUCAAACAGGCCGACCUGCAAAUCCAGCAGAUCAGUGGCGGCCUUUCGAAUUUGCUGUAUCUGUGUUCGCUUCCGGCCGGGGUGAGCCCCCACGGCAACGAACCCCCAUGCGUGCUGCUCCGGCUUUAUGGGCAAGUACGCGGUGAGACCGAAGAGGCCCUCGAUGGACUGCUCACAGAGGCCGUCAUCUUCACCCUGCUCUCCGAAAGCCAAAAAGGACCUAAAUUGCUUGGCGUGUUCCCCGGAGGCAGGCUUGAAGAGUACAUUCCGGCGAGGCCCCUGUUGACCAAGGAGCUGCAUGAGACAAGACUGAGCGCGAUGAUCGCUUCGAAACUAGCGCAGAUCCACGCAAUGAACGUGCCCAUCAACAAGCACCCGCGGUGGCUGUGGGACACGAUGAACAGAUGGUUGGUCAACAUCCUUGAAAUGAAGCCUGGCGUCGGCAACCUGGCCAAGCCAGCAGUGGCAGCCAUGCUCUCUAAGUUCCUCAAUUACGACCUUGAAAAGGAAAUGCACUGGCUAAAACGUGAGCUUCAAAAAAUUGACUCCCCGGUGGUGUUUUGUCAUAACGAUCUGCAAGAGGGCAACAUUCUGCUGCGUGAGAAGGACCAGGACGUAGUGGUGAUAGACUUUGAGUACAGUGCCUACAACUACCGCGGCUUUGACCUGGCCAACCAUAUGUGUGAGUGGGUCUUUGACUACACCUACCCCACGCCGCCCUACUUUACGGCUCACGAGAAAAACUAUCCCUCGCAGGAACAACAGGAGUUCUUUGUGCGGGAAUAUCUGCGAUCUCUGCCAAACUCAAACGGCUGCUACAGCAAUGAGGAGGUGCAUCGGUUGCUCAGGGAAGCCAGAAUAUUCACUCUGGCAUCUCACUUUUUCUGGGCACUCUGGAGUGUCGUCAACGGCGCCGUCUCGACCAUUCCCUUUGAUUACUGGGUGUACGGGCAGGCGAGGUUCGAAUCAUAUUUCAAACAUAAAAACCGCCUAAUUGACAGCAAGGAGCUGAACCCUUGAAAGAAGAAAUGCAUCUGCACAAACGAAGUAUUAAGGCAAGCAGGCAGGCCAAUGAGUCUAUAGAACAAGCAAAGACUGAGUGAUUUGAUGAGUCUUUCUUGAGUAUUGUAUGUUAGACCCCUUUCAUUGUAAUGAACUAUUUAAUUUAUGUAGCGGCUGUUUUUAACUUAAAAAUUUUGUCUGUAUUUUAUUAUUGAGAUGAACUUUGUUUGUAUUUUCUUCCACGCAAUGAGGCUGAUUACUAGUUAGCCAAAGUUUACUUUGUGUUAUGAGCUUAUGUACUUACUGGUUGGUUCAAGAAAGCAAUAAAAAUGUUUCGCCGGUUAA
Cloeon dipterum is the source of this 1593-nucleotide messenger RNA. RefSeq names its product choline/ethanolamine kinase-like. Bases 169 to 1266 code for a protein of 365 amino acids. NCBI's taxonomy places the organism in Eukaryota, Metazoa, Arthropoda, Insecta, Ephemeroptera, Baetidae. The record is from RefSeq and is a predicted model, not a curated record. Gene Ontology annotation, biological process: CDP-choline pathway; phosphatidylethanolamine biosynthetic process. Gene Ontology annotation, molecular function: ethanolamine kinase activity; choline kinase activity. Gene Ontology annotation, cellular component: cytoplasm. The transcript is spliced from 6 exons.